AUGAUCAACAACAUUGAGCAGUUUGUGGUUCAUUGGGGCCUGGAAGCAGGGUUAGACGAGCUGUCAGCAAAGGUGCUUACUUGUUUGUUUCUCAGUUUUCCCCUUGCGGCUGUCUUCAAAAGGCUUCCAGAUUCCUAUGUGAGACUCAAGCAGUGGUAUAUCAUUAGGUGA
This is a messenger RNA of Kuraishia capsulata CBS 1993, 171 nucleotides long. RefSeq lists its product as uncharacterized. The record is from RefSeq and is a predicted model, not a curated record. The transcript has a single exon. Bases 1 to 171 code for a protein of 56 amino acids. NCBI's taxonomy places the organism in Eukaryota, Fungi, Ascomycota, Pichiomycetes, Pichiales, Pichiaceae.